Messenger RNA from Scaptodrosophila lebanonensis, 1014 nucleotides. RefSeq lists its product as uncharacterized. The record is from RefSeq and is a predicted model, not a curated record. Bases 99 to 941 code for a protein of 280 amino acids. The transcript has a single exon. Lineage: Eukaryota; Metazoa; Arthropoda; Insecta; Diptera; Drosophilidae.
UAAAUUUUCGGCCCAAAAUUUGUAAAUUCAACUAAGCAUAAUUUUUGGUUCACCGUUUCAUUUGUAUUCAAAAUUUUAAUGCCUGUUUGUUUUGCACAAUGCAUCUAGCCGGGCAUACGCGCCAAUCUAUCGCGCCUUCAGUGCGCUGCAUGUUGAAUACCUAUGCUUUGAUGAGCCGUCAAUUAUUGACACAGUCACAAGCCUUCGGAAUAUCGCCCUCUAUCGAUCGGGCCCUACGUAGUCCUGUAUGUGGGGCCAGAAAUGGACUCCUCGUGCAGCAGACACGUCACUACGACUCGUGCAUUCCCAAGGAGGAAAGCAAGUGCGGCCCCAAGAGCCUGAAGAAAAACGUGUGCGAUAAGAAAAAGAAGAAGAAGAAGCCAAAGAAGAAGAAGAAGCCAGAAUUUAAGUCCAUGUGGUAUAUGGAAGGUUGCGAGCCGGAACCGCGCUGUGAGUUUGAUUUCGAGCGGUUCGACGUUGAGCACUAUCGCAUUUCGGACAAGAACCGCAAAUAUCAGGUCACAUGGAACGAAUGUCCGCGGCUGGUCAUCAAACCGAAGAAAGUCUGCAUCUACGCUAAUAUGAAACGACCCAAGAUUAAAAGACGGAAGCGGCCAUUUCAGAAGCCCGCUUGUAAGACGCAUAGGCCGAUGCCGUGCAAGAAGCCGAAGCCGGAGACUUCAUGCCCAAAAGUAUUGAUGCCAUGCUGUAAACCAGCCCGAGACCCGCCCAAAUGUUCCAAGCCAACGAACAAACGAGAAAAAUGCGAAAGAAAGAAGGCGCCAUAUCCCAGCUUUUCGGAAUGCAAGAAAGAUCCUCCCAUACCAUUGCCACCCAACGAAUGCCACUGCCUGGAUUCUGUCGCGCUGUGCGAGGCCUGGGAAGAGCUGCGACGAAGACUUGCACGAGGCCGGGAUAAGUGGAAGUGCGGACAACCAUAGAUAUGCACAAAUUAUAAAUAUUUAAAUUGAAAAAAAAAAAUCCAAAAAUAAAUAAUUUGAGCUCAAAACUGAA